Leptonychotes weddellii (Weddell seal) is the source of this 494-nucleotide messenger RNA. The record is from RefSeq and is a predicted model, not a curated record. Lineage: Eukaryota; Metazoa; Chordata; Mammalia; Carnivora; Phocidae.
AGUUGGUGUUGCUGCAGUGACUCAAGCGCAGAGUGGAGUGGUCGCCGGAGAUGCCUGACGGUCUGUACUGAGGAGCGGCUAGCAGCGCGAUGGAGCGGGCCAGGGACCGCUUACACCUGAGACGGACUACGGAACAGCACGUACCAGAGGUGGAAGUCCAAGUCAAACGUAGAAGGACAGCCUCACUGAGCAACCAAGAGUGUCAGCUGUACCCAAGGCGAUCUCAGCAGCAGCAAAUACCUGUGGUGGAUUUCCAGGCGGAACUGAGACAGGCAUUCUUAGCUGAGACACCAAGAGGUGGUUAAAGCAGUAUUGGAACAUCCAGGUAGCUGAUUUCCAAGUGAAAAAACAGGCUCCAUCUACUGUUUGAAGCUUCUGCCCCAAGCUUGCAUUGUUUAUAGGAGAACCUGCGUCAUACCUUUAUCUGUAGCCUUCCCUUAGGUCUUAAGGAUCCUGAAACCUUACUGUGGACAUUGGAUUUGGUGGAACAGCAA